GUAAAGCAAAAGAAACACUAAAUCGAUACUAAGGAAUAAGGAUGGGGUAGCAGUAGUCGUUUCACUAUCUCCACUUAUCAUAACAUAAUUUCAACUACAUCCCCUUCUCUUUCAGAUUCAAACCUUCAUAAUUGCUUAAUUUGCAACAUAAAGAUUAAUCUUUAUGCGCUAAAGAUUUUCUUGAUGAUUUGAAUGAGAGAGGAAGGGUUUUGGGAGAUGGGAAAGAAGAAGAUACUCAAGAAAACAAAGGAGGUAUCAGUUGCAAUAGCAGAAUCAUCAUCGGUAGUGGGAGAACAAAUUGCUAAAAGAAAGAGAGGGAGGCCAAGAAAGAUUGUGGAGAAAACAGAAGAAGAAGAAGUCAAAGAACCAAAAGAAGAAAAAAGUCAACAAGAUUCUGAGGGAGAACCCGAGUCAAAGAAAGCAAAGUCAAAUGAAGAAUUGGUCAAAAGAGAAGCGACAUCAUCUUCUACUACUUCUCAUCAAGAUCAACCAAGAAGAAGCAGAAGAAAAAGCAAGCCAAGAAAGAGCAGCUAGCUAGAAGAACAUUGAUUUUGGAAAGGGAAUCAGUAGACAGGUAAAUCCCCGGGAUUUUGAGAAGACGGAGCAGUAUAGAGU
Messenger RNA from Lactuca virosa, 615 nucleotides. The record is from the annotation of a GenBank genome assembly. Lineage: Eukaryota; Viridiplantae; Streptophyta; Magnoliopsida; Asterales; Asteraceae.